This is a messenger RNA of Pollicipes pollicipes, 3240 nucleotides long. RefSeq lists its product as uncharacterized. NCBI's taxonomy places the organism in Eukaryota, Metazoa, Arthropoda, Thecostraca, Pollicipedomorpha, Pollicipedidae. Bases 104 to 2200 code for a protein of 698 amino acids. The record is from RefSeq and is a predicted model, not a curated record. The transcript has 13 exons. Gene Ontology annotation, cellular component: Cul4-RING E3 ubiquitin ligase complex. Gene Ontology annotation, biological process: protein ubiquitination.
CCCCGCCGCGGCAGACCUCGCCUGAUGGGGACGGUUCGGUGUUGAUGGGGAACGAGAAGGAAUGAAAUGCUAAUGGUUGCAAAAACAGCCUAACAGAUAAUCAAUGAUGAAGACAUCUCAAUCCGAAUCACUUCCUUCAAAACUGAUGCAUCGUCAGGUCCAGGGGCAUUUCCCCAAAAGAUCGAAGAUCCCAGCUUCGCUGUUCACAAAGUUUCCUGGCAGACUUGCAUUCUGUCUGAAGGAUAUUGUUCCAUCGCCCUCAGUAUUGAGCAAUCACAUUUUCCUGGGAUUCUCCAAAUGUGGUCAGUUUGUUAUUUCUUAUACUCAGAGCACCGAGUUCGAUGAGACGUCCAUGAUCUACAUGCAAUUCAGGUACCGGCUGCACUGGUGGAUCUUUGUGCCGCACCAGAAGCUGCGCAAGGCGGCCGAGGUGACGCUGUUCGGUGAGCAGACGGUGGAGAGCCGCCUGUUCCUGGCCGUCUGCUACUGGCCUGAGGAGGACCACCGCGUGGUGGUGUACGGCUGCAGCGAUCGAUCCGAGGACAGCGUGCAGGGCUCGCGCUGCUACCUGACCAUCACCGCCGUGCCCUCGCUGGACGCCUGUCUCGACUGUGUCCGUGUAGCCGAAUCAUACGGCGAGGACGAGCUGGCCGAGAGCUGGGACUCGUGCGUGCGCUUCAGCUGUCUCCGGCACGGCGCCACUGUGCACACGAGCUUCGAGCUGGUGCCACCGUUCCCCGUGUUCCUGCCGCGGCUGAGUCUGCGCCGACGCGGCGCAGUGGUCAUCAACACGGGCAACUUCCUGCACGUGGUGACGGCGCAGGUGGCGGCUCCGCGGCCGGAGCCGCCGCCGGCCGACGACGCCAGUUGCGCCGGCAGUGACCAGCUCUCGCUCAGCAGUCUGGAGGUGGACGUGGCUGAGGAGCCGGGGCCGGCGCCGGCGGCGGCGCGCGGCGGCCUGCCUGCCGUCCGGCAGGCCAACAUCAACGCCGACGAGUACGAGUUCUCCGAGGACGGCUCGGAAACGCACCGCGAGAACUUCACCGUUUUUCGCAAGAAGCGGUUGGCCGACAAGAAGUACGAGUUUUCAGACGAGAACUCUGAGAACGUGCCGCGCUUCUUCGCGGCGCGGCCGUCGGUGAGCGGCGAGGGCCCGUGCCUUGUGCCUGUCAGUGACGCGCUACUAAGUCCGGCCGGCGGCAUCAACUCCAAGCGCCGCUUGCUGACGGAGGAGGCGGCUGCUGCCGCCGCCGCUGAGGAGCGCCGCUCGGUGGACGGUGACGCCGUGCUGCGUGCCAUCAACUGUAACACCGAGCCGGAGUUGUUCUUCAGCAGCGCGGCGGCCGAGAGCGACUGCGAGUCGGAGGCGUCGCUGCUGACGGCCAGUCCGCGGCCGGCCGAGCGCGUGCGGCCGGCUGUCGUGCCGCCGCCGCCUGCGCCCGGCGCCUGCUGCGUCCACCUGCGCCGACGCUACGUCGAGGUCGACGAUGAGCUCGUGUCCGUCAUCACCGACGUCGAAGAGGACGACCUGAGCCGGUCCACGGGGUACCACUACGCCUUGCCGCUGGAGGUGCACGGCUCCGGAUACUCCCAGAUGCACAUGGUCACCCAUUCGAAGGCGGAGAAGCUGGUGCUGCCCUGUGUGCUGGUCAGCCAGCUCAGCCUGGACGUCGAGCAGUUUUGCCACGAGAUAUCGCAGCGACUGUGCGCAGAGGCCGGCAAGAAGUACUGGUUCUGUAACGACUAUGACGUCGAGGUGGUGGAGGUGAAUCCGGACUCAGGUGACGUGGUGGCCGUGGCCGUGGUGCUGGUGCAGGCCGCCGUCAAGAUGAAGGGCCUCUCCAACGCCACCAGGCGGCCGCUGAGCUCGGUGCACCGGUACCAGUACCGGGCCUCGUUCACCUUCUCCUGGAACAUGGAGACGGGUCAGUACAGCAUGCUGACCUCGGACCGGCUGACGGAGGUGACGGACGCCCGGGACCUGCAGCCGGCCGGCGGCGGGCCGCGCUGGCAGCCGGCCCGCCUGCUGGCCACCGCUCUGCGGCACCCCAGCCCGCUGCCGCAGACCGCCUAUAACACCGUCAGGGUUAUGACCAACCAGCCGGCCCUCACCGGUACCUCACUGAAGACGAUCGUCGACCCGCACAACAUGUUGGCCCUGCUUCUGGCGCCGCAGAGGGCGGCCAGUGAGGAUCGGUGAUUGCGCUCCGGCUUGAUCUGGUCUGGUCUGGUCUGGUCUGGUCUGGUCUGGUCCGGUCCGGUCCGGUCUGUUCUCUGGUCCGGUCCGGUCUGGUUGGUCUGGUCUGGUCCGAUGCAGCCCGGUCCGGUUCAGUCCAGUUCGACCCGAUGUGCUCCGGUUCGCCACCGCCCCGCAGCGUCGGCACCCGGCGGCUCGUUCCUUCUCGUUUCGUUCUUCGCUCCAUGGGCUGUGACUCAUUCGGGGACCCUGCGCGCCGAACAAUACUCGUCCGCUCGGUGGGAGCGGUGUGUCCGAGCGUGCCGUGCGGUGGGCACAGCACCGGCAGCGCUGCAUGGCACCGGCUGACAUGUCCCAGUCGUCUGUCCUCCGCUGCAGCCAGGCCUCUGCUAGCACAGGACCGCUGCUAAGACAUCGAUGUUUGUCCGAGGUUUCAAGAACGGGUGUGGAAGCGCGUAAAACACGACGUAUAACCGUCGUAAACCAGGCGCAUGACCGAAAGAUCGCAAAAUCUCGUACUUGAACCGGACUUACUGGCGAUGCCUUGUUUGGAACAAUGUCAUCAGCGGCUGUGGCGGCUCACGUUUUCUCUGCGCGAAUGGUGCAACAGCGGGUCAAGCAUUGGGCCAGUGGUGGCGAUGGGCACUAUUACUCGUUUCUUACCGAAUUUCUGCGUGUGUUGGCGAUGGCCGCAGGCUCUUACAGCUCCGUAUGCUCGGUAAAUAUGAUCGAUUCGCUGUCGCGGUCGCCGCGACACUCACGCGUGUUCCAGCGUCAGUAUUGCGUGAAAUCGCACUGUCGCCGCAUUGGCCGACUGCGCUCGCGACUGGUGGUCGUAUUUUCAGCAGUGUGAUACGCAACAGACGCCGGCCAAGCCGCCAGCGUAGUGCGCCCCGCCGGCUCACAGCCGGUCAUGCUGGUCCCGACUGCUCGAGGAUGGCGGCUGUCGAUGUGACACCAGCUCAGAUCUGACCGUGAGGGCGAGAUCGAAGCGUUCCUCCGGACGACUGGCCCUCCCCGUGCCCAUAUUCCGUUAUAUUUGU